Messenger RNA from Meloidogyne enterolobii, 1330 nucleotides. The record is from the annotation of a GenBank genome assembly. NCBI's taxonomy places the organism in Eukaryota, Metazoa, Nematoda, Chromadorea, Rhabditida, Meloidogynidae.
UGUCCAGAUGCAAUUUAAAAAAAUUAAAAUAAAAAAAAGAAUGAGGAAAUGAAUUUGUGGAAUUUUAAAUGAAAAUAAAUUAGAGAAAAUUGGUGAUGAAAUGGGUUGUUUUGUGAAGAUACCCCCAAUUCCCCCAAAACCUUCUAUUCAAUAUGGAAACAACAAAAAUUCUGUUUUGCUCGAUUGGAGUAAAGGCUUUUCACCUUUACCCUCCCAACAACCAAUAAUUAAAUUUGCAAUUUAUAUUUCACAAAAAUUUGAAGAAAAUAUUAAAAGAAGGAAAAACAAUAAUAAUUUUGUCCGUGUUUUGUCAACAAAAAAUAAUUUAACAAAUUUGGAAAUUGCCGAAUUGGAACCAAAUACUUUAUAUUCUUUUUCUGUACGUGCAGAAAACACUGUCGGAGAAAGUCAAUUUGGCCCCGAAGCUGUUUUUAGAACCUUUGGACUGCCUCCAUCCAAAUCACCAGAAAUUCGCUCUUUAAUAAAUUCAACUUCGGCAGAUUGUGUGGAAUUGGAAUGGCAACAACCGAUUAUUGAGGAGGAUGGGGGUGAGGAGUCUACGAGUGAUUCGAUACUUGGCUAUAGAAUUAUUGUAAACAAAUUGGAUGGGACUAAUUUAAAAGAAAUUUAUGCAAAAGGCUCAAAUACCCAAAAACAACUUGUAUGUUCUUUGGAACCCUUUACUGAUUAUUCUCUUACUUUGGAGGCCCACAAUUUAUUUGGAUAUUCUAAAGCUACCAAAACAUCUUUUAAAACUGAACAGAAUAUUCCAAGUGGUCCACCUUUAUCAGUACAAGUUCUACCUUUGCCUGGAGGCACUUCUCUGUCUCUAAAUUGGCGGCAACCUGAAAAAACUAAUGGAAUAAUUCGUGCAUAUUUAAUACAUUUUAAGGAAAUGUUUUCUCAACGACCUUUAAGACAAAUCCGGUUAGAAGCUAAAAAUGAAGAGGAAAAAGAAAAUGAAUUAUUUAAUCAAAAUCAAUUAAAACAAUCUUUGAGUAAUACAGUGUUUGCCUUCAAUCUUACAAACCUUUUAUCAAAUAGCCGCUAUAAAAUUCAAAUUUCUUCAGUUACUGAUAAAGGCGAGGGUCCUAAAAGUGAACCUAUAAUUGUUGAUACUGACAUUGCUGUUCCCCAAGAUUCUCCAAAAAUUACAAGUUUAUUUUUUGAUUGUGCCAGUUUAUUAUUAUCGUUAGAAUGGAUUUUACCUCAAAAUUUAUUAAAUUCAAAAUUUGAUGGUUUUCAUAAAAUUUCAAUUUAUUCCUUAAUGACUCAAACUGUUAGAAAUUUUAAUAUUUCAAUUAAUUCUCCAUCAAAGGUAAAAAAUUAA